CUGGGGUUUUCUUUCCUGUCUACUCAUCUCUCUGUCGACUUUAGCCCCUCAUAAUACACCACUGUGAUGAUCAUGUUCUAACGAUUACUGUUUUCUUUUCACUUUGGGCACUCAGACGGUUUUGAAGGCCGUUACCGAGUAUCAUGCUGACAAGCCCCCAUUUUGCCUGCUCCCAAGACUAGACACUUCCUCCACCACAUCGAUCGAAUCCAGUUUCUUUUCUUCUCGCAUGAUACUCAAAAGUACGCGUGACGUAUAUCGACUUUUGAACAGAGACGACGAUAACGGUCCAGUUUCCACCGCCUCGAAGACGCGUCUCUGUGCUAGCAUAUCCCGAUAACGCAGCCGAAGGGCGACCACAAACAACAAAAUGGACGAUAGUGAAGCACAAGCAACUGCGUCCGGUUCCAUCGGCCAGUUCUCCUUCGCACCCGCGACACAAACCACGGUCGUGACCACUACCACUACCACCACAACCACAUUUCCUCCGUUGUUUAUCAAGCCACCGCGGGCGGUUCGAGAACUUGAUCCUAAGCUCUACCCUCUGGCAUCGUCCGCUACGCCCUCGGCGCUAAAAAAUAUCAGAUUUGAAGUUGGGGGGAAGUCGGUUGUUUUCAACGAGCCUGAUGACACAACGGCAACAAUAGAAGCGAUCCACGAGAGGAACGAUGUCCUGAGAGCCUCGAAUGGCGUAAUUCGCUCUGUCACUUCAUUCAAUUCGGAAGACAAUCAGUCACUGUCUCGGUUCGCAGCCUCGCGAGUCUCGAAUCAUCCGUCGCCUGUCCCAACGAGCUCGAAGCGACGGCCUCUACCACUUGCGGAUUCUUGGCAAGGACAUUCAAAAACGCAAUCAACUCGGAUUCCGUCAGAGCCUUUAGUUUGUUCGCGGUCCAGUGGCAGUACUUCUUCCCACCCUAGAGCCGCCGGAUUAGCAACACCAGAGACAGAAAGCAGCAGCUUUAGUUCUCAAGACAGCACUACGUCCCGGAGAAGAAUUCGCAGCGCGAAUUUCCCUAGGAAGGAAACUCUGCUUAGAUCUCCAUUAUCUUCAGAAGUUGAAUCUCAGGGAGACCGGCCAAAUCUACAUGCUAGAAAAGAUCCUUCUCGUUCUAGGACUCUUGUUUCCGAAAGGAAUAGGCAUCCCUCGCGUCCUUCAGUAUCGGACUCGGCGGAAUCAGCAAUACAUGAAGAUCAGGAUCUGGAAGUUACUCAGAGCCAAGAUACUUUAUUCAACAAAGAUGUGCUCUCGCAGAAUCGUUCCAUAGAUUCAGCUUCGCAGCUGACGCUUGUCGACAAUGUUCUCGCACAAGAUAUGUGCUUGCCCAGUCCGAGUUUGUCUCCGGUGGCAGCCAUGAACGCAAUGCAUGCUGAAUCUUCAUUUGAUUCUGCCGAAGACCCCGAAGAUGAAACAGAUUCAAGCUUUGAGCAAGUUGAUUCUCAGCUUAGCGAAUCUUUAUCUAGAAAGGCCCUGACUGCUCCCGUUCCAGCGCCUGCCGGCAAGAACUUCGAAAACGUAACCUCGAACACUAGAGUACCCGCUGCGUCAUCUUUGAUGGAUAUACCAAAUGUUGUGAGCUUUUUCGACUCCAUGCCGGAGGAGAUGAAGACGUACCUCAUGUAUCAACUUCUCAAACGCUGUCCAAAACCGACUUUGCACUUUGUCGCCGACGUUGUUAACCCAGCCCUGAAAUGCGACUUCCUCACACUUCUUCCACCUGAAUUAAGUCUAAAUAUUGUGAAAUAUUUUGAUGUACAAACCAUGUGUCGUGCUGCGCAAGUAUCAAAGAAGUGGAGGCACAUCAUCAAUUCAGACGAGAAGUCAUGGAAAGAGCUCCUCGAUCGGGAUGGCUUUACGCUUCCUGAAGGAGAGUUGCAGCGUGCAAUUCGAGAGGGUUGGGGCUGGCAAUUUCCUAAUGGGCUUGAGGAUUACGAAAAGGACCUUAGCCUAUCGUCCUCAAUUUCGGAGCCUUCUGGUUCUGCUUUGUCGCCACUUGCUGGACCUAGCGACAGAUCCACGGCUGUCAACCGUCGACCGAAGAGGAAAGCGAAUACGAGAGUCUCGAGCAGGAAACUGGCAAAGCGCAAGAUUUCGUCAAGCGGCACUGAUCAAUCAGACUCUUCAGACUGGAAAAAGGAUGUGUCAGUCGCAGAAGGUCCAUAUGCCGCUGCCAAUGCUGCGGCCGCGGCUGUUCCAUAUCCAGAUAUAGGUCUCCCAUCCCUAAGGGGUCUUCACUUGUACAAGUCCUUAUACCAGCGGCAUUAUUGUAUGCGCAAAGGUUGGAUGAAACCGGGAGUGAAGCCUAGACAUAUUGCAUUCCGUGCCCACGACCGUCAUGUAGUCACAUGCCUUCAAUUCGACACAGACAAAAUUUUGACGGGCAGUGACGACACGAAUAUCAACGUGUAUGACACGAAAACCGGCGUGCUCAGGGCAACGCUCGAAGGACAUGAGGGUGGUGUUUGGGCGCUUGAGUAUUACGGCAACACUCUUGUAUCAGGAUCAACAGAUAGGUCCGUUCGUGUCUGGGACAUCGAAAGGGCGAGGUGUACUCAAAUAUUCCACGGUCAUACAUCGACUGUGCGUUGUUUACAAAUAGUUCUGCCCGUUGAAGUCGGGAAGAAAGCAGAUGGCACUUCUGAUAUGAUGCCCAAGGAGCCAUUGAUCAUCACAGGCUCACGGGACUCAAACCUACGCGUGUGGAAGCUUCCUAAGCCUGGUGAUCCCGGUUACUAUCAAAGCGGUCCGCAUGUGGAUGAUACUGAUUGUCCAUAUUUUGUCCGUGUACUCACCGGUCAUCAGCAUUCCGUUCGCGCCAUUGCAGCCCAUGGGGACACUCUGGUAAGCGGUAGUUAUGACUGCACUGUGCGUGUCUGGAAGAUUUCAACUGGGGAGACUGUUCACCGAUUAUCUGGCCAUUCAUUGAAAGUAUAUAGCGUGGUCCUUGACCACAAGCGAAACCGUUGUAUCAGUGGGUCUAUGGACAACAUGGUCAAGGUUUGGUCACUGGAGACUGGCUCGAUUCUCUACAACCUGGAAGGUCAUACGUCUCUUGUUGGGCUUCUGGACCUGAAGUGUGAUCGUCUUGUCUCAGCAGCUGCAGACUCCACUCUCCGCAUCUGGGAUCCUGAGACGGGUCAAUGCAAGAGCAUGUUAAGUGCUCAUACUGGCGCAAUCACAUGUUUCCAGCAUGAUGGCCAGAAGGUCAUUUCGGGCUCCGACCGAACUCUGAAAAUGUGGGAUAUACGAACUGGAGAGUGUGUUCGCGAUCUCCUCACAAAUCUUGGAGGAGUCUGGCAGAUCAAGUUCAAUGAACGUAGGUGUGUAGCCGCAGUGCAGCGGGAUGGCAUGACUUAUAUUGAGGUUCUUGAUUUUGGAGCUUCCCGUGAUGGCUAUUCAGAAGAUCAAUUGGGCAGGCGCAUCGUUGUCAAUCGAUCUGGCCAGGAAGUCAGUGACUCAGACGAAGAUUAUGAUCUCUCUGAUGCAUAA
Molecule: messenger RNA, 3487 nt
Organism: Aspergillus nidulans FGSC A4
Lineage: Eukaryota; Fungi; Ascomycota; Eurotiomycetes; Eurotiales; Aspergillaceae
Product: protein fbxB
Exons: 3
Coding region: 371-3487 (1038 amino acids)
Source: RefSeq, a predicted model, not a curated record